Cydia amplana is the source of this 958-nucleotide messenger RNA. RefSeq names its product F-actin-capping protein subunit alpha (gene cpa). Bases 38 to 904 code for a protein of 288 amino acids. The transcript has a single exon. Gene Ontology annotation, molecular function: actin filament binding. Gene Ontology annotation, cellular component: actin cortical patch; F-actin capping protein complex. The record is from RefSeq and is a predicted model, not a curated record. NCBI's taxonomy places the organism in Eukaryota, Metazoa, Arthropoda, Insecta, Lepidoptera, Tortricidae. Gene Ontology annotation, biological process: actin cytoskeleton organization; barbed-end actin filament capping.
ACCGUCAUUUUUCUCAUUUGUGUCAAAAGUGCUAAACAUGGCGGCGGACGGUGACGAAGUGAUCAGUGAUCAGGAAAAAGUUAGAAUCGUUUCAGAUUUUAUCCUUCAUUCGCCGCCCGGUGAAUUCAAUGAGGUGUUUAACGAUGUGAGGGUGCUAUUGAAUAACGAUAGCCUACUGAAGGAGGGCGCGAGCGGGGCGUUCUCGCAGUACAACAAGGACCAGCUCACGCCCGUGCGGCUGGAGGAUGCGGAGCUGCACACUCUAGUGACCGAUCACAACGAGCUAAGCGGAGGACGGUUCUUCGAUCCGCGAAAUAAGCGCUCGUUCAAAUAUGAUCACCUGCGUAAGGAGGCUUCCGAGUACGAGCCCUACGAGCCAGAUCGCGUCGCGGAGCCGUGGCGCGCGGCCCUGGACGAAGAGCUGACAGCGUACGUGGCGGCACACUACAAACACGGCGCCAGCCUCGUGGUGGGGCGCGCGCUCGAGUCGGGCGCCGUGUCGCUCGUCGCCUGCAUCGAGGACCAUCAGUUCCAGCCGAAGAACUACUGGAACGGCCGCUGGCGCUCGGUGUGGUCUCUGACCGUGGGUGGUGGCGCAGCCGAGCUGCGCGGCGUGCUGCGCGUGCAGGUGCACUACUACGAGGACGGAAACGUCCAAUUAGUCAGCUCGAAAGAAGUCCGCGCGCCCAUAGUCGCCAAUAGUGAGUCUGCGACCGCCAAGGAGUUCGUGAAACUGGUUGGCGAGGCCGAGAACGCGUACCAGACUGCGAUAUCCGAUAAUUACAAGACGAUGAGCGACACGACGUUCAAGGCGCUGCGGCGACAGCUGCCCGUGACGCGCAGCAAGAUCGACUGGGCGCGGCUCGUGUCGUAUUCCAUUGGCAAGGAGCUGAAGAGCCAAUGAUGUCUCGCCGCUGCGCUCUGAGCCGCAGCGGGCGCUCCGCGUCUCUGUACAUAU